Nicotiana tabacum (common tobacco) is the source of this 1852-nucleotide messenger RNA. RefSeq names its product ribonuclease 3-like protein 2. Gene Ontology annotation, molecular function: RNA binding; ribonuclease III activity. The record is from RefSeq and is a predicted model, not a curated record. Gene Ontology annotation, cellular component: nucleus; cytoplasm. NCBI's taxonomy places the organism in Eukaryota, Viridiplantae, Streptophyta, Magnoliopsida, Solanales, Solanaceae. Gene Ontology annotation, biological process: siRNA processing.
UAAUAUAGAUAGGUACAGAUAUAGAUUGAUAAAUUAACCAAAUACAAACUAAGCUAAAAAUAUUUUUGAAAAAAAAUAAAACAAAAAGCAGUUACUAUCACAUUUCAACUGUGACAGUGUACUUUGCAAUCGCCGGAAAAUUGCGCGAUGAUGACGGAAGCAAAUAGGCUACCGGCGGAAGAAAUCACAAACACGGCGACAUCUGUAACGGCAGUAGAGGAACUAUUGAAGUAUCGGUUCAAGAACACGAAGCUUCUAGAAGAAGCUCUAACUCACACUUCCUGUAAUUCUUCUUCAGCUUCUAAUAAUUACCAGCGGCUCGCUUUCGUCGGCGAUGCAGCUCUCGGCUUAGCCAUUUCCAGUUAUUUCUUCUCGGUUUACCCUGACGUCGACUGCGGUAAGCUCACUGACCUCCGCGCCGCCAACGUCAGCACCGAAAAGCUCGCUAGAGUCGCCGUCCGCCACGGUCUCUACAACUACCUCCGCCGCAAUUCACCGAUCCUCGAUGAAAAGGUGAAGGAAUUCGUGAUAACAGUGCAACAAGAGGCGGAGAUGGAGUUCUAUGGAGGAAUGAUGAAAGCGCCAAAAAUUCUUGCAGACAUUGUGGAGUCGGUCAUGGGGGCUGUAUAUGUGGAUUGUGGCUUCGAUGUGAAUGCUUUCUGGGUGAUCUUUAGAGGCCUACUUGAGCCUAUCAUCAUGCUGAAUAUGUUGAAAGAACAACCACAGCCUGUAACUAUGCUAUUUGGACUUUGCAAAAAGGAUGGAAAACAAGUUGAGGUAGAACAUCGGAAAGAGGGAGAUAAAAACAUUGCUAGCGUCUAUGUUGAUGGACAAUUUGUUGCAUCAGCUUCUUCUGAGCACAAAGAGAAUGCAAAGCUUCAAGUUGCAAAGGCUGCUCUUAAAGAGUUGUUCUAUGACCCUUAUGAUGAGAUGGAUGUUGAAUUUGUCCCAUCUCAGAAAAAAAAGACAAAUGUUGAAUUUGCUCCAUUUCAGAAAAUAAAGAUGGAUGUCGAAUUUGACCCAACAAAAGAGAGUGAAGGGGCAAAGCAGAAACUGAAUGAGCUUUGUGGAAGAAAGAAAUGGUCCAAACCAAGUUACAGAAUAGAGAAAGAGAUAGGUCCUGCUCACCAUAGGAGCUUUACAUGCUCUGUGCAAGUUUCAAUUGGUGAAAAUGUGUUUUCUGUGACGGGAGACGAGAAGUCACGAGUAAAAGAUGCAGAGAAUUCAGCAGCUUUAGCAAUGAUUCAGGGUUUGCAAGAAUCCGAGGUCAGUUAAUUAUACAUAUCCCAUGUUCCAUUUCUGGAUGAAGCAGACAGCACAAAGAGGAAUGUAUUCAGGUUCUAUGUCGAUGGUGGAGUAGUCAUCUUUGGUUGCUGCAAAGUGAAUAUAUAUUCAGGUUCUUUGUCGAUGGUGCAAUAAUCAUCUCUGGUUGCCGCAAAGUGAAUAUAUAUCCAGGUUCUUUGCCAAUGGUGCAAUAAUCAUCUUUGGUUGCCGCAAAGUGAAUGUAUAUAUAUCCAGGUUCUUUGCCGAUGGUGCAACACUCAUCUUUUGAUGCUGCAAAGUGAAUAUUGGUUGAAAUAUUGUCAUAAGUCUACUUGGAAAAUAUACAACAGUAGAGUGCGCAUCACUUAUUACGUGAUAAUGCAAAAGACAUCAGCACCUACCACAGCAGACUGAGCUCUGGCCAAUUCAGGUUAGAAAUUUAGCACGUAGUUUUGUGUACAUAUUAAAUACCUUAUAUGUACAUGAGCCCCGCUGUUGCCCAAGAAAUGCAGCAUACAUUCCUAUUUGCAGCAGGAUUACAUGACCUAUUAAGUGGACAAGUUUUCCCAUGUUAAUAUGAUUUGGUGCA